Molecule: messenger RNA, 693 nt
Organism: Hypoxylon trugodes
Lineage: Eukaryota; Fungi; Ascomycota; Sordariomycetes; Xylariales; Hypoxylaceae
Product: lytic polysaccharide monooxygenase
Exons: 3
Coding region: 1-693 (230 amino acids)
Source: RefSeq, a predicted model, not a curated record
AUGAAGUUCCUUACAGGCCUCCUACUCGCCGCUACGGCAGUGCAAGCCCAUUACACGUUCCCAAGACUUGUCAUUAAUGGCAAGUCCGAGGAAGCGGAUUGGUGGGCUACACGUCGCACAAAGAAUGCCGACAGCAAGACGGGGGUUGAGUCGGCCGCAAGCGGUGAUAUUCGCUGUUACUCUUCUCAAACUGCUUCCAACAUCGCUACCGUUCCGGCUGGAGCAACUAUCCACUACAUCUCGACCCAGCAAGUCAACCAUCCAGGUCCUACUCAGUACUAUCUUGCCAAGGUUCCUGAAGGAAAGAGUGCAUCCAACUGGGAUGGCUCUGGAAAUGUUUGGUUCAAGAUUCACACCACAACUCCUACUAUGGACAGCAACAAGCAACUCACUUGGCCCGCACAGAAUACGUACGUUUUGACGAACGCCACUAUCCCCGCUGCUACCCCUGAUGGUGAAUACCUCCUUCGCGUGGAGCAAAUUGCCCUUCAUCUAGCCAACCGACCCAACGGAGCUCAGUUUUACCUUGCCUGCACCCAGAUCAAGAUAACUGGUGGAGGUAACGGUACGCCUGGACCCCUCGUCGCAUUUCCAGGUGCAUAUAGUGCCAAUGACCCGGGUAUUCUCGUCAAUCUUGGUGCCAUUACCGCCGACUCUUACGUUCCUCCUGGACCUGCUGUAUGGAGUGGUUAG